Molecule: messenger RNA, 1041 nt
Organism: Durio zibethinus
Lineage: Eukaryota; Viridiplantae; Streptophyta; Magnoliopsida; Malvales; Malvaceae
Product: ribonuclease MC-like
Biological process (GO): RNA catabolic process
Cellular component (GO): extracellular region
Molecular function (GO): ribonuclease T2 activity; RNA binding
Source: RefSeq, a predicted model, not a curated record
UUGUACGCGGAUAGAAAACCAUAUAGAGUUGUUGAGUGUUUGUGGAAAGCAAAAUUGGUAUUGCUUGUAACAUUAAUGUCGUCGUAUUUAUGGGUGGCUUCUACGGUGACUGCUGUGGUGGCUUGUGUCUCAGCCUGGUUUGGAUUAAAUCUACAGCCAUUUACCUUGAACACCUUCUCGCUCCAGCGGCAAUUUGCUAUCACGACAGCGCCGAAAGCACCGACGACGGGGCCAUUCACCUUCUACAAACUCAGUCUGCAAUGGCCAGCUGCUGCUUGUAAUUCUGGCCGCAUGACUUGCAAACAACCUAUCCCUAAAAAAUUCACCAUCCAUGGUAUCUGGCCACAAGAUAGCAAUGACGAUCCAGUGCCCGCUUACGGUCCAACAAAUCCUUGUACCACUGUCAGACCUACGCCUGCUAGUAAUCUCCCAACUGAGCUGAAUCCAAUUCUAAGCGACCUACAAUCGCUAUGGCCAAACUUAAAGGACCCUCAGAACUUGAACCAAAACUUCAUAUUUUGGGCCCAUGAAUGGACAAAACAUGGAAUGUGUUCUGAUUACCCUAACGACCCUCAUGACUACUUCAACUCUGCCGUACUACUCAGGAAUGGCUUCGAUCCAGAUAUGGGACUUACACCUGGAUCAAAUUAUACGGUACAACAAGUUGCAGCUGCAGUUCAAACCGCAGUAGGAGCCUAUCCUGAGAUUGCUUGCAACAGAGACAAAGUGACAAAGACACUUCAACUGUGGGAGAUUCGUUUAUGCUAUAAAAGGGCAAUGCCUCCCCAGACGGUCCAAAACUGUCCAAAAAGUUUCUCAGGCCAGUGCCGAAGCCUGACUGAUAAUAUAUAUUUCCCUAACUAGUGCUCCUCACCUCUCAUAAAAUCUUUGAAUAAUGUCCCAAAGUAAUGGUUGUAACACUUCGGCCUGCACCACCCUCAAUAUUUUUGGUUUUUCCUUAUCUUCCCUUAUUUUUAAAUGAUAAUCAAUGUGUUAAAUUAAUAUUUAAGAACAAAAAUAUAAUUAAUGCUCUUUUUGUUC